AUGGAUUCUCUCUAUGGACUCUCGCGGAGCAGCCCCUCGGCCUUCUACCGUACGAGAAAUGGCGGAUUUACUACUCGCGGCGCGUGGAUCUACCCCCUCUCCUUUAGU
This is a messenger RNA of Penicillium arizonense, 108 nucleotides long. RefSeq lists its product as uncharacterized. The annotation marks the transcript as partial. The record is from RefSeq and is a predicted model, not a curated record. NCBI's taxonomy places the organism in Eukaryota, Fungi, Ascomycota, Eurotiomycetes, Eurotiales, Aspergillaceae. The transcript has a single exon.